CCCAUCGGUGUACAGAGUUCACUGGAGCCGCUAGUUGGACUGUGGUGCUACUCGACAAAGGACCACUUUCACAAGUUGGCUGGGGCUUCUUCCAUCUGGUCAUGGAGCUGGUGAUCCGCCGGUACCGUCCCUCAGACAAGGACCCCGUGCUCUCCCUCUACUGCAUCGGCAUCCGGGAGCACAUCCGCCCGUGUUUUCGCAACGCCAUGACCAGCCCUCUCUACCUCACCGUCACCCUGGCUCUUUGUGUCACCGGCCACCUGCUGGGCUCCGUGUUGGGGGCCGUGGUGCUACCAGGAGCCUGGGUGGGCCUUGUGUACUACUGCUGUCACGAGCUAUUCGACAGCUUUGUCAGGGAGAAAAUCCGGACGGACAUGCAGGACAUCCCCGGGAACUAUCUGAGCAGACCGGACGACUGUUUCUGGGUGGCGGAGGCCGAGGUUGACGGGACGACCCGGAUCUUGGGUAUGGUGGCUUUGGUGACCGAACAAAGUGGGAAAGAGAGGUACGGAGAACUGUUAAGAAUGAUCAUCUCGCCAUCGUGCCGUCGGAUGGGCCUGGGCCUCCGGAUGGCUCAGACUGUGAUUGACUUCUGUAAGGAGCGAGGCCUCUCCAAGGUGGUGCUGCAUACCAGCUCCACACAGACCGCUGCUGUGUCCCUGUACGAGAAGCUGGGGUUCAGCCACAGCGUCUCACACACCAACACACAUACUUCUGAUUGGGUCGUGACGCUGACAAUGGUGUCGAUUUUGAUGAUGGAAAAACAGCUGUAG
Cyclopterus lumpus (lumpfish) is the source of this 773-nucleotide messenger RNA. RefSeq names its product N-acetyltransferase 8-like 2 (gene nat8l2). The record is from RefSeq and is a predicted model, not a curated record. NCBI's taxonomy places the organism in Eukaryota, Metazoa, Chordata, Actinopteri, Perciformes, Cyclopteridae. The transcript is spliced from 2 exons. The coding region runs from base 102 to 773 and encodes 223 amino acids. Gene Ontology annotation, molecular function: N-acetyltransferase activity.